This is a messenger RNA of Acanthosepion pharaonis, 462 nucleotides long. Lineage: Eukaryota; Metazoa; Mollusca; Cephalopoda; Sepiida; Sepiidae. The record is from the annotation of a GenBank genome assembly.
AUGGAGAAUCAACAACAUUCUAUUCUUGUGGACUUACCAAAAGGGGGCAAGGCCUAUGGAAUGCUCAAAGACAAACAGGAUACCCAUUUAUCAAGAAUCAAUCAGCAAUUCCUUGAUGACAUUGCAUAUUGCGAUGUUGAAGACUUGGAAGAAAAAUUAAUCAGCUAUAAAAGGCAAUUUGUGCAAUUUGAUGAAGAUGCCUCUGGAGAUCUAAAUAUAAUGGACGUCAAACGAAUGAUGGAAAAACUUGGUCAAGCUAAAACUCAUUUGGAAUUAAAGAAAAUGAUAGCUGAAGUGGAUAGGACUGGCACUGGAGUGAUUACGUACCAAGACUUUGUGUUGAUGAUGCUUGGGAAGAAAUCAAGUAUACUUAAAUUAAUUUUGAUGUUUGAGGAGAAGAACAAACCAAAGGAAAUACCAAAGGGCCCUCCCCCAAAGCGUGACCUCAGCGCCUUACCUUGA